Molecule: messenger RNA, 2048 nt
Organism: Pipra filicauda (Wire-tailed manakin)
Lineage: Eukaryota; Metazoa; Chordata; Aves; Passeriformes; Pipridae
Gene: INHBC
Product: inhibin subunit beta C
Exons: 2
Coding region: 913-1983 (356 amino acids)
Biological process (GO): BMP signaling pathway; SMAD protein signal transduction
Cellular component (GO): extracellular region
Molecular function (GO): hormone activity; growth factor activity; cytokine activity
Source: RefSeq, a predicted model, not a curated record
GAGAGACGCGGGAAGGGCGGAAGGGGCGGGGGGCGCCCCCUGGCGAGGAGGAGUCUUUUAUGGGAAAGGGGCGGGGCUGAGGCGGGGCUAAAGCGGUUUCGGGCUCCGCCCAUCACCAGUGGCCACGCCCUCUCCGGCGCAUGGGACAGGGGGGGUGACACCCCCCCUCCGGGGGUCCCAAAUCCCUCCGGGAUCCUCCGUCCCCAGGGAUCCUCCAUCCUCCGGGAUCCUCCGUCUCCGGGGGUCCCAAAUCCCCCCGGGAUCCGCAAUCCCCCGGGAUUCCACAUCUCCCAGGGGUCCCCCAUCUCCGGGGAGUCCCCCAUCUCCCAGGAACCCCCCGUGCCCCCGGGGAUUCUCCAUCCUCCGGGAUCCCACAUCCCCUCGGCAUCCCCCAUCUUCCUAUUCCCAAGGGAUCCCCCCUCCCCAGUGACCUCCUGUCUCCAGGCUUCCCUAAUCACCCAGGACCCUCGGGAAUCCCUUAUUCCCCAGGAUCCCCCAUCCCCCGGGGUCCUCCAUCCCCCCGGGGUCCCCCCUCUCUGAGGAUCCCCCACCUCCAGAGAUGCCCCCCGCCAGGCGGGGAUCCCACGUGCCGCGGUGAUCCCCCCGCUCCGGGGGUUCCCACUGCACCCUGGGCACCCCCGGGGUGGGACCGGCUCCGUGCCCCCCGCCCCCCCGGGCUGAGCCCCCCGAGCAGCAGCACCGCCCGCCCGGCUCCACCUUAACCGGGGCGGCCUCGCCGCGCUGCCCGCGCCCGGGCGGCUCUGCGGGAGCGCAGGGGCGUUUAUCUCGCCCGGGAUCAGCCAAUAUUUGUGGCCACGUCAGGAGAACGAGCCCAUCCUCGCUCCCCGCUCCAGCCCCGCCGCUGUCCCGUCCCGGUUCUCGGACACGCCCGCUGGGACCCCCGCGCCGGAGAUGACGGUCCCGGUGGCCCUGCUGCUCCUGAGCCUCCUGCGGACGGCGGCUGCCAGGGGCGAGCGGUGCCCGGCCUGCGGGGUGGCCGCGCUGGCCCCGGGCGCGCAGCGGGACGCGCUCCUGGCGCUGGCCAAGCAGAGCAUCCUGGCCGAGCUCCGCUUGCCGGCCCGGCCCAGCGCCCCCCAAGCCCCGGGCCGGGGGGCUCUGCUGGCCGCGCUCCGCAGGCUACGGGAGCAGCGCUCGGACACGGCCGCGCUCCCGGGGAUGCUCCGGGACGGCCCCGGGACGGGGCUGCAGGAGUACGAGGUCCUGAGCUUUGCCGAGUCAGGAUCCUCCACCUCCCGCAGCGUCCGCCUGCAUUUCCGCUUCUCCCGGGAGCUGGCCAGGAGCACAGAGAUCCUGCAGGCCACCCUCUACCUGUUCUGGGCAGCCCCCAGCCCCGGGGCACAGCCGGUCACCGUCAGGCUCCUGUGGCCGGACCCGGCGGGGACAAACACGACGGUGGCCAGCGAGACGUGGCUGGAGGUGCAGAGACCCGGCUGGACCACGCUGGACGUGGGACUGGCCGUGCGGAGCGUCUCCGGACAGGACACCCCGCGGCUCACGGUGGAGCUGGAGGUGCCGGAGGACCGGGGGUCCCCCCUCCUGGCUGACCACAGCGAUUCCCACCGGCCGUUCGUGGUGGCCCGAGCCCGGGCCAGGACGCCCCACCGUGUCCAUCGCCGCGGCGUCGACUGCGGGGCGGGCUCGCGGAUGUGCUGCCGCCAGGAAUUCUUCGUGGACUUCAAGGAGAUCGGCUGGGAGGACUGGAUCAUCCAGCCCGAGGGGUACCACAUGAACUACUGCGCGGGGCUGUGCCCGCUGCACAUGGCCGGGAUCCCCGGCCUCGCCGCCUCCUUCCACACCGCCGUCCUCAACCGCAUCAAGGCGGCCAGCGCGGCCGCGGCCGUGGACUCCUGCUGCGUCCCCACCCAGCGCCGGCCCCUCUCCCUGCUCUACUACGACCGCGACAGCAACAUCGUCAAGACCGACAUCCCCGACAUGAUCGUGGACUCCUGCGGCUGCACCUGAGCAGGGCAGGGGGGGACACCGCGGGCAGGGCUCCCUCCUCCCGGCUCCAGGGCAGGGCUCCCUCC